UUCUGGACUUUGCAAACUGACAUAUAAAAGCUGUUAGCUGCUUCUGUAGCCAGCAGCAUUCAAACCUUGCAGGCUUUUGCUCUCUGAGAGCUUGUAAUAAGACACACUCCUCUUACAAGAGUUCAUGCUACAGCUUAACAAAGAAACUUACAUUGUUGGAAGAACAGUGUAUUCAUUUUGGCAUUGUGCAGAGCAAAGCAAACCCGGUGGACUCUUUUCCACCCCUCAAAAUGAUAGCAGCCAGCCUUGCGAUCCUUUUGUCCCUUUUCUGUGAAGCAAGUACCGUCGUCGUCUUACUCAAUUCCACUGACUCAUCUCCGCCAACCAAUAAUUUCACUGAUACUGAAGCAGCCCUCCGCGCACCACUACAGUCUGCGGAGAUCCCUAAAGCCAGGCGGAAGCGCUACAUUUCGCAGAAUGACAUGAUCGCCAUUCUUGAUUACCAUAAUCAAGUUCGGGGCAAAGUGUUCCCACCAGCAGCAAACAUGGAAUACAUGGUCUGGGAUGAAAAUCUUGCAAAAUCUGCUGAGGCAUGGGCAGCCACUUGCAUUUGGGAUCAUGGACCUUCUUAUUUGCUGAGAUUUUUGGGUCAAAAUCUAUCUGUACGAACUGGAAGAUAUCGCUCUAUUCUCCAGCUGGUCAAGCCAUGGUAUGACGAAGUGAAAGAUUACGCCUUUCCUUACCCCCAGGACUGCAACCCUCGCUGUCCUAUGCGAUGCUUUGGUCCCAUGUGCACUCAUUACACACAGAUGGUUUGGGCCACUUCUAAUCGAAUAGGAUGUGCGAUUCACACUUGCCAAAACAUGAACGUCUGGGGAUCUGUAUGGCGACGUGCAGUGUACUUGGUCUGCAACUAUGCUCCAAAGGGUAACUGGAUUGGAGAAGCACCCUACAAAGUAGGAGUGCCGUGCUCAUCGUGUCCUCCGAGCUAUGGGGGAGCCUGUACUGACAAUCUGUGCUUUCCAGGAGUGACGUCAAACUACCUGUACUGGUUUAAAUAAGCUUAUCCUUUUUCCUCUGGGAGAUACAUCAGUUUUUGGACUCAUAAGCAUAUAUAUAUAUUGAAGUUUGAACAUAUUAUACAUAUUUUAUUAUAAUCCUGUUCUCAUUUUAAUGGUCAGUUGUCUGGUCUUUGUCUAGGGUGUUAAGUCUUAGAUACAAGCAAAACAUCAAUUCUACUUUUCUGACCUUAAAUUUAAGUUAAAAUAUUGUAUAUGUAGCAAUGACGUAGUUGUUUCAUCCAAUUCCGAAACCUGCAUUCCAGGGAAAUUAUGUUAUUAUGUCCCUAAGGAAUGAAAUGUAUGUUCAAGCUGUAAUAUGUGUGUAUUCAUAUGUAUACAUAUGUAUAUGUAUGCACACACAUAUGAUGUGUGAUGUGACACAUAGACAAUACUAUGUGAUAGUUAAUAAGGAAAAUGAAAAAUAUAUUUGGGUUUAUGGGACUCUUUCAGGAUCAUUUCUACAAUACCCAAGAAAGGAUAAUUUGCAACUCAGUAAUAUUUGGAAAUAAUUUAAUUAAGCAAGCGUAGAAUUCGUUCUGGAGAUACUUUAUUUUAUUUGGGUCUACAAAAUAUAUUCUGAAUUUAUGGAAGUUUCCAUAACACACCUUUUGCUUAGUUUCAUUUUUUUUAAUGUGUCAAUCUGUUGAGUAGUUACUUUGACUAAUUCACUUUGCUGGUUAUGUUCUGAUAAUGCAAAGAUGAUUACAUGUGAUUCCUGCCUUUGAGAAGCUGUCAGAGAGGUCCACAAAACAGCAGAGCCUAGUAAUUGGGUUAUAAAUUAUUUGUAGCUAAUCAUUUUUCAUAUAUCUUGAGGAACAGACAUAGUAACCACUUACAGGUGGAAUGGACAGUAACUGCUGCUGUCUCACAUGUAAAGUAUCUGUUUCCCAGGAAACUCCAAUAUUUAAAUGAGAUAUGGAAGGUCUCAUAGUUAUAGUGCUGUGAAUAGACACCAUGGCCAAGGAAGUUUACAAAAAGAUAGCAUUUAACUGGGGUCUUGCUUACAGUUUCAGGGGUUAGUCCAUGAUCGUCAUGGUGGGGAGAUGGAGGCAGGCAGGCAGGAGGCAUGGCACUGGAGCAGGAGCUGAGAGUUUAUACCCUGAUCUGCUGGCAGGAGGCAGGGAUAGUGAGACUGGGCCAGACCUGGGUUUUUGAAAUAUCAAAGUCAACCCACAGUGACACACUUCCUCCAAUAAGGUAACACCCUCUCCAACAUGGCCACACCUCCUAAUCCUUCCCAAACAGUCCACCAAGCAAGACCCUGUACUCAAAUAUAUGAAUCUAUGGGAGCCAUUAUCAUUCAAAUCACCAAACCACGUAAGAAUCAACAACUUUUCAGAGAUUUCUGAAGAAGAACAGGCUAGGCUGAAAACAAGAUCCUCAGAAUACUGACAAGGUCCAAGAGAAGUAAGAGGUAUGAAUAAUCACAGAAUUAGCAUGUUGAUACAAAAAGACCAGGAGAAGGCUACAGAAGAGUUUAACACAUCUUGGGACCCAUUAACAAAAGUUGAAGGGUUUUAUAAAGACAUGUGUAGGAUGAGGGCACAUUCAUCUCAUUGUUUUCUCUGCUAUUAAUUGAAGAAGGUCAAUCUACCUAUUAUAUUGAACUUUUGAAUAUCAUAGUCAAGAUCCUCCAUAAAUACCACAUGUAGUCAAUUUUCUUAAUAUAGUCCUCCCUCGAUGGAUGUUUUUCAAAGAACAAAUUAUGAAACUUUAUUUUUAUAGAAGAGUGAUUUUCAGUUCCUCAUUAACUUUGUUUAUGAAAAUCAAGUAAAUCAUUACAAAAACUUCUCUCAUGAGAUUAGGAAAUACAUGUCUUAAUUUACAAAAUCAUUUUCAGAGAGGACAAUACAAUAUCUGGGCCAAGACAUGGAGCAAAUUAUAUUUCAAAUGUGUGUGUGUUUGUGCGCACACACAUGAGCAUAAGUAUAGACUUAUAGAGCAAGUAAACAUGGUCAUUUUAGAGAGCAAAGAAGAGAAGAAAGCUACUUUUUAAAAUUCCAUACACAGCUGCAAUUUCUUAGGUGGAUGCAUUGAAAGAUGGCAGAUAGUUAAUUAGAUCCAUUCAAUGGGAGAAGAAUCCACCAUCUGGAUCCUGGGCCUACUUGUUGGCAAAAAAAUAGUCUAAUUACUUUUAAACACUGACAAUUGGAACAAAAUGUUUUGUUAUUAAGUGACCCUGCCUUGUGGAAACAUAUAUGGGCCUUAUUUAAAUAAGUAUUUCAGAAAUACAAUAGAGAACAGAAGUUUAUAUAAUAUAGAGUUGAUCCAAUUUUCUUUUCUUUCUUUAAUUUUAUUUCCCUUGAGGAUGUCUCACAUAUCCCAGGUUGACCUUAGACUCACUAUGUCAUCAAGAAUGACCUGAAUCCCAAUCCUCUUGCCUCUAACUCUCAAAUACUGGAUUUUCAGUGUGUGUCACCUGGCCAUUGGAAGGAAUUUCGUUUUGAUGAUACCAGCUUGACUCACCCGAGAAUGUUUUCAUCCUUAAUAUUACUGAAGUAAAAAACGAUAUAAACAGAA
Messenger RNA from Peromyscus eremicus (cactus mouse), 3521 nucleotides. It is a transcript of the gene Pi15, whose product is annotated as peptidase inhibitor 15. The coding region runs from base 231 to 1001 and encodes 256 amino acids. The transcript is spliced from 6 exons. Lineage: Eukaryota; Metazoa; Chordata; Mammalia; Rodentia; Cricetidae. The record is from RefSeq and is a predicted model, not a curated record. Gene Ontology annotation, cellular component: extracellular region.